GAAACCACCCCCUUCAAGAAGAGACCCUAAUCCGCAAGCCAAUGCAUCCGCGGAUGCGCCUUUCCAACCCAUCGCCAGGAUGAUGUCCUCCGCCAACGAAGAGGAUCCCUUCCUCCAAGUCCAACAAACGCACUAUAGAGACGUCCUCGCCCAACUAGACUCAACCAGACCCCUAUUCACAUCCUACCUCCGCAUCCGCUCCCUCUCCACCUCCCCAACAUCCCCCGAACUCGCCUCUGCCCGCGCCGACCUCGAAUCCGCCCUCGCCUCCCUAGCCGAAGACCUCGCCGACCUCGUCGAGUCCGUCAAAGCCGUCGAAUCCGACCCCACAGCCUUUGGCCUCUCCGGCCCAGAAAUCACGCGACGCAAGAGGCUCGUACAAGAUGUCGGCGGCGAAGUAGAAGACAUGCGCGAGGAGCUCGCCAAAAAGCUUGGCGCAGCAGCAGCAGCAGCAGGAGGAGGAGGAGGAGGCAAGGGCAAAUCCUCAGCAGCAAACUCGGACCUCCCCGACCCGAGCUCCUUCGCCAUAGGCGACGGCCACCACGGAGACCAUGACGACAACGACAACGACGACUACGCGGCCGAAUUCGAGCAGCAGCAGCAGCUCGAGAUGAUGCGCGAGCAGGACGGCCACCUGGACGGCGUGUUCCGCACCGUAGGCAACCUGCGGCGGCAGGCCGACGACAUGGGCCGCGAGCUCGAGGAGCAGAGGGAGAUGCUCGAGGUCGUGGACGGCGUCGCGGACCGCGUGGGCGGGCGGCUGCAGACGGGCGUGGCGAAGCUGCAGUACGUGAUGCGGCACAACGAGGACCGGCUGAGUAGCUGCUGCAUUGCCGUGCUCAUUUUUGUGCUCAUCUUGUUGCUUAUUUUGUUGUUGAUUUUGUAAAAAGGGGGAUGUUUGUUUGAUGCCCGGCUGAUCGACGACAUGACGGUUGGAGGCAUUUGGGGCAUUAUUAGAAGACGGCAAAAAGGGGAAGAAUGAUGGCGAAGAAUCAUUUCUGUUUGAAUGGGGUUUUGGGAGUUUGUGGAGCGGGUUGGAUUUCUUAUCGAUGAAU
Molecule: messenger RNA, 1055 nt
Organism: Colletotrichum acutatum
Lineage: Eukaryota; Fungi; Ascomycota; Sordariomycetes; Glomerellales; Glomerellaceae
Product: t-SNARE
Exons: 2
Coding region: 80-886 (268 amino acids)
Biological process (GO): intracellular protein transport; vesicle fusion; Golgi vesicle transport
Cellular component (GO): membrane; SNARE complex; endomembrane system
Molecular function (GO): SNARE binding; SNAP receptor activity
Source: RefSeq, a predicted model, not a curated record